Molecule: messenger RNA, 1476 nt
Organism: Talaromyces marneffei
Lineage: Eukaryota; Fungi; Ascomycota; Eurotiomycetes; Eurotiales; Trichocomaceae
Exons: 2
Coding region: 1-1476 (491 amino acids)
Source: RefSeq, a predicted model, not a curated record
AUGGGUCUCUUCUCAUCUAACAGACCGGCACCCCAAACCGUCCCGAGUGAUUGCAUCAUCCCACUAUCUUUCUGGGACGACCAAGACUAUGCCCGAGGAAUGAGUUUAGACAUUACUCUCACAUUCAACGAUGUGCUCGAUCCUGUGAAGCUACGAACUUCUCUCAAGUAUUUACUUGAGAAGAAAGGAUGGGAGAAAUUCGGCGCAAGACUAAGGAAGAACGGUAAAAAAUUAGAAUACCAUAUUCCAGAGCAAUUCGAUGAGACGCGCCCUGCCUGUCUGUUUACCACAGACAAGCAUGACAUGACUCUAUCAGAGCAUCCUCAACUGAGAGCGUUUGCUUUCGGAAAACUUGAGAAACCGACCUUGCUCGGACCUUUCGAUUCUUUGCGCCCAUAUCUUCGUGGUGCUAGGGCGCCGGAACGUCUUGAUGAUUGGCUCUAUUCUGACGCCCCUCAACUGGCGGUCCACGUAGUUGUGCUCAAAGAUGUGACCUUUGUGACAAUAACGUUUAUACAUUUACUCAUGGAUGCUAUGGGCUUCACAGCUUUGUUGAAAGGCUGGUCCGCGGUUCUACGCGGUCGAGAAGACCAGAUCCCUCCAAUUGUGGAUGCCGGCGAGGAUCCCCUCACAACUAUCCAUCAGACGACCCCCGCGUCCAAGUACGUGCUCGCGGAUCGCCUGCUGAAAGGCUGGGGGUUUUUUGUGUUUGUGCUACAGUACAUAUUUGAACUACUCUGGUGGCGUAAAGAUGAAGAGCGAUUUAUCUUUGUUCCAGGAAAAUACCUGAAAGAGUUACGCGAUUCCGCGCUUGUCGAACUGAAUGAAAGCCCCUCGCAAGCUGCUGAAACUUCAUUCAUUAGCGAAAGUGACGUUCUUCUCUCAUGGUGGACCCGUAUCUUCAUCAAGGCUCUUAACCCAUCGCCUAAUAAACCAAUCACUAUCCUGAAUGUAUUUGACAUUCGUGGCGUGCUUGCAGAAAUAGGCCUUCUUCCUUCACCAGAUACAGCAUUGAUUGCCAACGUCACUUGGCCUACUGUUAUCUUGGCCACUGCUGGGGAAAUUGUCAGCAAGCCUAUAAGCUAUCUAGCCUCGCGCAUUCGACACGCAAUCAACACCCAUCGUACCCCGGAACAAGUGCAAGCCAUUGCAGCCGGUCAGAGAGAAGCCAAAGAAAAGACUGGCCAACCCGCCAUAUAUGGGGAUGUAGGAGCUUUUCUUUUCGCCUGUUCAAAUUGGCACAGGGGGAAACUCUUUCAAAUUGACUUCUCUCCAGCAGUAGUGAAAGCAAAUCCCUCUCAAUCUGAGCGGGCGAACCUGCCAGGCAGGCCUUUGCUUGUUUUUGUCACCGGGAAAUUCGUUGGGUUUUCUCCUCGCAACUCGCUUGCUGUUAUGGGUAAAGAUGCCGAUGGCAAUUGGUGGAUGAAGAAUGUCUUGAGAACUAGUCUGUGGAGUGCUGUUAAGGAGCAGUUGUAG